Caenorhabditis remanei is the source of this 1458-nucleotide messenger RNA. RefSeq lists its product as uncharacterized. Gene Ontology annotation, molecular function: amino acid transmembrane transporter activity. Gene Ontology annotation, cellular component: vacuolar membrane. Gene Ontology annotation, biological process: amino acid transmembrane transport. The record is from RefSeq and is a predicted model, not a curated record. The transcript has 10 exons. Lineage: Eukaryota; Metazoa; Nematoda; Chromadorea; Rhabditida; Rhabditidae. Bases 1 to 1458 code for a protein of 485 amino acids.
AUGUCGACAACAGAAGAACAAAAAAUACUCAUAGAGCUCGAAACGAUGCCUUUCAUUGUUGGACCAACUGAAAAUGGACAAGAACGGAAACAACAACAAUUUGAUGAUUUGAGAAUGAAGGAUGGAGGGAGCGGAGUUCAAAACGGUCACAGUGAUACGAAAUCAGUGAUGAGUACUGUGAUUUCAAGGAAAAAUGGAAUAUCCGCAACUUCUGGACUGAUCAACUUUAUCUGUGGAAUGAUUGGUCCUGGAUGUUUUUCAUUGGCAGUCAGCUUUAAACAAGCUGGUCUUUGGGGUGGCCUCGCAUUGGUAUUCAUUGUAGGUUUUCUCAGUCUCUACAGUAUGCAUAAAAUAGUCAGCUGCUCGCAGUUUCUGGCAAAAUCAAACGGAGAUCAAAGUUUGGAUUACGGUGAAAUGGCGGAAGCAGCCAUGUUAAACAGUUAUAAAUGGGCAAGAAGGCAUGCUAAAUUGGCAAAAAUAGUAGUGAACGCAUGUCUUCUGGCAUUUCAACUCGGAGUUAUCACAGUUUUCAUGGUUUUUGCCGUUGAGCAUGUGAUUGAGAUCUGGGAAUUCAUUGCCGAUUCUCCCCCUCCAUUCUCCAAAAGUGUCAUGAUUCUGAUGUAUUUUGUUCCUCAAAUGCUGCUCAAUUUCAUCGGGCACAUGAAAUUGAUCACAAUCCUCUGUCUUUGUGGAAACGUCAUUAUUUUCGCUGCAAUUGUUCUCAUUACAAAGGAAUUGAUGAUGCAUAAAUGGUAUCCAACGUGGGAAUUGAAUAGUGUAACUGGAAUCGAAGGAAUCUCACUGGCAGCAGGUGCAUUGAUCUACUCAUUCGAAGGACAAGCAAUGGUUCUGCCACUUGAAAAUUCACUGAAACGACCAAAAGAUAUGACUGGAAUGACUGGAGUUCUGUCGACUGCAAUGAAUCUUGUCACUGUUUUAUAUGCAUUCCUUGGAUUCUUUGGAUAUGUCACUUUUGGACCUACUGUACAAGGAAGUUUGACACUUAAUUUGCCGAAUUCUGUUUUAACCGUUUCGAUCAAAGGACUUCUCGUCUUGAAAAUCUUUUUUGGAAGUGCCAUCCAACUCUUCGUAAUUGUUCAAAUGCUUCUCCCGAGUCUUAGAUCGAAAAUAUCAGAAGAUAGAAAAAUGAUUCACCGAUUCCUUCCGUACGCUCUCCGUCUUGGUCUGAUGCUUGUCUCAUUAUGCCUCGCAUUGGUCGUCCCAAAUCUGAUGCAAAUCAUUCCGCUCGUUGGGAUCACAUCUGGUCUUCUCAUUUCUCUGAUUCUCCCGUCUUUCCUCGAUUGUAUGGUUUUCCUACCAGUUUACAAGAAACAAGGAGAAAUGUUCAAAUACUACCAAAAAAUGAUCAUCAAUCUCUUUUUAUUCGUCCUCGGAUGGCUAUUCCUUGGCUCUGGACUCUAUUCAAGUAUCGAUGAUAUUAUCAAUAAUGACGUCUGA